Camellia sinensis is the source of this 1526-nucleotide messenger RNA. Lineage: Eukaryota; Viridiplantae; Streptophyta; Magnoliopsida; Ericales; Theaceae. The record is from RefSeq and is a predicted model, not a curated record.
GCUUUGUUGUUCCAUUUUCAAAAAAUGUAGAGCAUCAGAUCGAGAGUGUCUUGCUGGUGCAACCAAUCUAGUUAUUACCAUCUUUAUGAUGAUUUGAUGACUCCAUAUCUUGCAACUGUUUGUUAUUCUUUUGUUAACAACUCCAUGCUAUUAGAUUAAUCUGUCAUUGAAUGUUGUGGGCAAACAAAUCAGAAUGAAUUUCCUUAAGUGUCAAAAUACUAGUGACUUCUUGUUUUUCUAUCUGUAAUCUCAAUUAUUUGCAUUAGGUUCAAGAAAUGCUUCCAACUAUGAACAAAACUUCAGUGCUGCGAAGCCUGAAAGAUCAUCUCCACCAGUGCCCAAGCAAGUUGUCUGAGGAAAUGGUUAGGUGUAUGGCUGCUGUCUACUGCUGGCUUGGUAGUUCAGUCUCUGCAAAUCCAACAACAUUAAAACGAAGUGGUAUCAGUGAGGAUAGGGACUGGUCUUGCAAAUCCAUGGUUGAAAUAUCUUCAAUAUCAACUGAUAAGAACCACUUCUCUCGUGCAUCUUAUGCCAUUAACAACUACAGAGUUCUUGUGGAACAACUGGAAAAGGUGAAUGUGGCACAGAUGGAAACCAAUGCCAAGAUUGCAUUUUGGGUCAACACUUACAAUUCUCUCGUCAUGCAUGCAUAUUUAGCGUAUGGUAUACCCCACAGCUCUUUAAGAAGGCUAGCUUUGUUUCACAAGGCUGCUUACAACAUCAGUGGCCACAUCGUAAGUGCAAAUGCCAUAGAGCAGUCAAUAUUCUGCUUCCGUACACCUCGAGUUGGACGGUGGUUUGAGAUUGUCCUGUCAAGUGCCAUGAGGAAAAGAUCUGGAGAAGAAAGACAACGCAUCAGCUCAAAAUUUGGUCUUCGUAAUUCCCAAUCCCUUGUUUGCUUCGCUCUUUGUACUGGAGCUUUUUCUGAUCCUGCGCUUAAAGUCUACACGGCAUCAAAUGUUAAAGAUGAGCUAGAAGUAGCAAAAAGGGAGUUUCUUCAAGCAAAGGUGGUUGUCAAGAAGUCAAAGAAAGUGUUUCUGCCAAAGGUGCUUGAAAGAUUUGUGAAGGAAGCCUCUAUCGCCUCUGAUGAUCUUAUCAACUGGGUUGCUGAAAAUGUUGACAAGAAGCUUCGUGACUCAAUACUGAAAAGCAUUGAUCGUAAAACCAGUAGAAAGGCAUCGCAAGUCAUAGAGUGGUUACCUUAUGAUUCAAGGUUCAGGUAUGUGUUUUCUACAGAUUUAAUGGAUAAACCAUGGCGAGCGUGACUCUCUUUAUGAAUUCUUGGAAGCAAUAUACCUUGUCACGAGUCUUCAUUGUUUCUUGGCUAAAUGAACAAGAAAAAUAAUGUCCAUAAUUCAACAUGCAAGUGAUCCCACUCCUUGUACAUUUAACUACUGUCCUUUAGAUCUUUGCCAAUUUCAGGUGUAUUGUGGUGGUUAUCUGAUCUGAAGUUACUUUUGCGCAUCUGUUGUAACUUGAAUCGAUUGACUGGUUUUAAAAAAAAAUUUUUUUUUUUUUUUUUUUUG